AUGGGGCUCGCAGGAGUAAAGAACAAACGCAAGAUUGGCGACGAUCCGAACAACACGAAAUGGGCUCGCAACACCCAAAACUACGGCCAUAAGAUCCUUCGUUCGCAUGGAUGGGAGCCGGGCCAAUACCUCGGCCAGAAGGAUGCCGCACAUACCAUGUCGUACACUGCUGCCAGCUCAUCGCACAUCCGGGCCAUUCUGCGUGAAGACAACUUGGGCAUCGGCGCAUCCGGCCCUGGUGCGAACACGGCCAACGAAUGUACGGGUCUCGACAUCUUCAAAGACCUUCUGGGGCGACUCAACGGAAAAUCAGAGGCUGUGAUUGAACAGCAGCGCCAGGCGCGCGAGAACGUCAAGAUGACGCUCUACAUUGAGCGCCGGUUUGGCCCGAUGCGGUUCGUGCGCGGCGGCUUUUUGAUCGGUGACGACGAAACGUCCGAAAACAAAAAAGAGCCAGCAGCUGCGACAGAAGAGACCGCUUCCACGUCCGAAGCAACUCCUUUCUCGUCCGAAUCCGAGGCUGAUACCGAUGAUUCCAAGGAAGCGCGGAGAAAGGCAAAGACGGGGCGCAAAGUGGAGAAGAAGGAAAAGUCACGAAAACGGAAAGCGACCAGCGAUUCUGACGAGGCCGACAGCAGCAAUCAGACACUUGAGGCAGACGACAGUGGCCGGAAGGACAAGAAACGAAAGCGGAGCAAGGAUGACGUCGAUGAGGUCGAGAAAGCCGCGAAGACGAAGAAGACCAAGAAGGAGAAGAAAGAAAAGAAGGAGAAAAAGGAGAAAAAGGAGAAGAAAGACAUGAAGGUAAAGAAGGAUAAGAGUGAUACGAAGGAGAAGAAGGAGAAGAAGCGGAGGCGCGGCGAGGAGUCUGGUGAAUCAACCCCGGCUACGACGGAGACGGGCGAGGAGAUGGACACCGGGACUGCCACGCCGUCUGAGUCGGAGAAAACGGCUGGCGGUGUGCCAUCAACAUUUACGGUGUCUAGCCGUAACCUUGCACGGAGGCGGUACAUCAACCAGAAGCGGGCAGCCGUGGCUGACCCCCAAGCACUGAAGCAGAUUUUUAUGAUAAAAGCAUAA
Sporothrix brasiliensis 5110 is the source of this 1080-nucleotide messenger RNA. Its product is annotated as g-patch domain containing protein. NCBI's taxonomy places the organism in Eukaryota, Fungi, Ascomycota, Sordariomycetes, Ophiostomatales, Ophiostomataceae. Bases 1 to 1080 code for a protein of 359 amino acids. Gene Ontology annotation, molecular function: nucleic acid binding. The record is from RefSeq and is a predicted model, not a curated record. The transcript is spliced from 3 exons.